Molecule: messenger RNA, 1053 nt
Organism: Rodentolepis nana
Lineage: Eukaryota; Metazoa; Platyhelminthes; Cestoda; Cyclophyllidea; Hymenolepididae
Source: the annotation of a GenBank genome assembly
AUGGCUGAGGGUCAACCUGAAGUGGAUAUUGCACUUCAAGUAAAUCAAGUAUCAAUAACGGAAAAUAAACGGGAGGUAAAAUUGGAAGAACCGAAAUUCCUGCGCGAAUAUGGUCGAUUUGCAUGUGACGACCAAAAAAUACCCAAUAUCGAAAUGGAUUCAGGCAAUCGGACACGAGUUUACUUCGACCAUUCAUCAGACAAAUAUGCUUUGAAGACAGGCACCUUGUAUUGUCUAUAUGGAAUGCUGCAUGCUGUUGAGUUGGCGCCCUUUCUCUCCCGUUAUAUUGAACAGAAUCCAAAUAUAAGAUCUGUAUUCAUCGGAUCAGCCGAAAGUUUAAUCAAUGGCGUUUGGAGUGAAUGGAGUCAGCAAUAUUGGACGGCCCGUCGAAGUAUGGUAUUCGCUUCACAUCUAACUGCCCUGGCAGAUUCUUUUCGUCGCAAAAAUCUCAAUUCAGAUGAUGCAUCAGAUCAAACAACUCCACCACCGUCUUGGUUAAACCGACCCUGGCCUCAAAGUCCAGCUCUUGGGGGACCUUACUUUGGCAUACAUUGGCGACGCGGGGAUUUCCCCCGAUCACCAUCCCCAUACACAGCCGCCGUGCAGACUCUCCAAGCUAUUAAACGAUCGGCGAAGUACCUGGGACCUUUUGUCAAUGAGUCUUCUUUAUCCAUUUAUCUUGCUACUGAUGCUAAUGUAGAGGAUUAUGUUGAGUUUCAGAGACUAGUAACCCCUCAUAAAGUAUAUCGAUUUAUCGACCAAAGUCUUCUUCCUGGAGAAGUUGCAAUUAUCGAUCAAUGGAUCUGUGCUCAUGCUCGAUUCUUCGUGGGUUCCGUCCCCUCUACUUUCACGUUCCGAAUAGCAGAGGAGAGAGAGAUCAUAGGAUUCCCGUCAGUUACCACCUUCAAUAGUCUAUGUGAUGUUGAUGGUUCAGAAGUUGUACUGAAGGACGACCCUGUGCAUACGUCAACUUGUGAGGGUCUGGUACCCUGGACUAUACAUCUUGAGCCUCGUUACACAAUCUUUGCGAGUCAAGUUAAACACGAGCUGUGA